This is a messenger RNA of Cuculus canorus (common cuckoo), 2658 nucleotides long. It is a transcript of the gene LETM1, whose product is annotated as leucine zipper and EF-hand containing transmembrane protein 1. The transcript has 14 exons. Gene Ontology annotation, molecular function: calcium ion binding; ribosome binding. Bases 146 to 2437 code for a protein of 763 amino acids. Gene Ontology annotation, biological process: intracellular monoatomic cation homeostasis. NCBI's taxonomy places the organism in Eukaryota, Metazoa, Chordata, Aves, Cuculiformes, Cuculidae. The record is from RefSeq and is a predicted model, not a curated record. Gene Ontology annotation, cellular component: mitochondrial inner membrane.
GCAUGCCCCGCGCCGCGGGAGGUGGUGCUAUGCAAACGCGGCCGGCGGCGGCGGCUCCGGCGCUGCUGGGCGUGCGGUGAUCGCCCGGCGGGACAUGAGCAGGCCGGUAGCCCGUUGUCGCCGCCGCUAGUCCGCCGCCACCACGAUGGCCUCUAUGCUGCUGCAGACCUGCGGACGGCGCGCCUGCCGCCUGCCCCGAGCCCUGCGCCGACAGCCUCAGCUGGGUAACUUGGCAGAUCGGGCAUGUCUUAGCUGUACAUCCCUGAGACUGGCAAACAAAAUGACUGUACACUUUAAAUAUUGCACUAGCGCCUCUCCUGUUUAUGCAUACUCCAGAAAAGAUCACUACUGUUGUUGGACUAAAGGAUCUGAACAAAUAUACUUGAGUUCCUCUGGCUCAUGGACGCCACUAGCAACCAGGGGUGUUUUAGGUCCCCAGUAUCUUCCAGUUAGAUGGUGGCAUUCUUCACGUCCCCUUCAAGAUGACUCCAUAGUUGAAAAGUCACUGAAGUCCUUAAAGGACAAAAACAAGAAGUUGGAAGAAGGAGGUCCUGUAUAUAGUCCAACAGAAGUGGAAGUUGUGAAAAAAUCUCUUGGACAGAGGAUUGUGGAUGAACUGAAGCACUAUUACCAUGGUUUUCGAUUACUGUGGAUUGACACAAAGAUAGCUGCGAGAAUGCUCUGGCGAAUACUUCAUGGAAAUACUUUGUCUCGUCGAGAACGGAGACAGUUUCUUCGAAUAUGUGCUGAUCUUUUCCGCUUGGUCCCUUUCCUAGUUUUUAUUGUUGUCCCGUUUAUGGAAUUUUUGCUUCCAGUAGCUCUUAAGUUGUUCCCUAAUAUGCUUCCUUCAACAUUUGAGACAAAGUCUAAAAAGGAGGAAAGAUUGAAGAAAGAAUUGAGAGUAAAGCUUGAAGUGGCUAAAUUCCUUCAAGACACAAUUGAGGAGAUGGCCUUAAAAAAUAAAGCAGCCAAAGGAAAUGUUACAAAAGAUUUUUCAACAUUCUUUCAAAAGAUCAGGGAAACUGGUGAAAGACCCAGUAAUGAGGAGAUCUUAAGGUUCUCGAAACUGUUUGAAGAUGAGUUGACUCUGGACAAUCUGACCAGGCCUCAGUUGGUGGCGCUUUGUAAAUUGUUGGAACUUCAGUCAAUUGGGACAAAUAACUUUCUCCGCUUCCAGCUGACCAUGAGGUUAAGAAGCAUAAAAGCCGAUGACAAACUGAUUGCUGAAGAAGGCGUUGAUAGCCUGACUGUUAAAGAACUGCAGGCAGCUUGUCGUGCCCGAGGUAUGAGAGCUCUUGGUGUGACAGAGGAGCGUCUUAAGGAACAGCUUAAACAGUGGCUAGAUCUGCACCUGAACCAGGAAAUCCCUACUUCGUUGCUUAUUUUAUCCAGAGCUAUGUAUCUUCCAGAUACUCUUUCUCCAGCUGAUCAGCUCAAAACAACACUUCAGACUCUACCAGAGAGUGUUGCCAAAGAGGCUCAGGUCAAAGUGGCAGAAGUUGAAGGUGAAAAAGUAGAUAACAAAGCACGGCUGGAAGCAACACUUCAGGAAGAAGAAGCCAUCAGAAAGGAAAAUGAAGAAAAGGAAAUGGAAAGAAUAUCUGAAGCUGCAGAGAAAGCCAAAGAAACCCUUCAAGUUGCAGCUAUGAAAGAGGUGGAAUCGGCAGUAGAUCUUGAAGCAGCUGCUUUGCAAGCUAAAAAAAGUCAGAUGGCCGUGGAUGCUGAACAGGAGCUGGCACAAGCAGAUGUGACAGUGCACUCGGAGACACUGAAAGAUACAGCCCCAGUAUUGGAAGGCAUUAAGGGUGAGGAAAUCACUAAGGAGGAGAUUGACAUGCUGAGUGAUGCUUGCACCAAGCUGCAGGAACAGAAAAAAUCACUAACAAAGGAAAAGGAGGAGCUUGAGGAAUUGAAGGGCGAUGUCCAGGAGUAUAAUGAGGAUUUGCAAGAGAUAAAAGAGCUCUCUAAAACUGGCCAGGAAGAGGUAGUGGAAGAGUCAAAGGCAAGCAAGCGAUUGACCAAGAGGGUGAACCGAAUGAUUGGUCAGAUAGACAAAAUUAUUAAUGAAUUAGAGACAAGUCAGAAGACGAUGGAUGUAAAGCUGGAGGGUGUUGAUAGUCCUCCUGCUGGAUUGUGCUUCCUCUUCAGGGAGAAUCUCAUCAGUAUUGCUGAGCUAAUUAAUGCGAUGAAACAAAUUCAGAAGAUUCCAGAGGAGAAGCUAACUAGGAUUGCAGAGGCACUAGAUGAAAACAAGGAUGGCAAAAUUGAUAUUGAUAAUGUUGUUAAGGUAGUGGAAUUGAUUGACAAAGAAGAUAUUGAUAUCGGCACCAGUCAGGUUGCUGAGAUUAUGGCACUGCUUCAAAAAGAAGAAAAACUGGAAGAAAAAGAGAAAGCAAAGGAAAAGCAUGAUAAAGAAGCUGCAGAAGCAAAGAAUUAAGCUUCAGAAUCUGAAGCUAAUCUGAGUUGUAACCAAAAUCUUGUAUAUGUGUCUGUGUCUAAUGGCUAUGUAUUACUUGAGCUUUUGUGAUUAUGGGAUUUGUUCUGAGCUGAUUCUAGUAAUAAAUCCUAGAUAUGUUUUCUGACAUAUGGAAUGAAAUUUCUGUUCAUCAAAGAAGCGAUUUACUGUCAUUCCGUAUGGAUGAAAACGAAAGAUGCUUC